Messenger RNA from Eleginops maclovinus (Patagonian blennie), 1781 nucleotides. Its product is annotated as probable N-acetyltransferase camello. Lineage: Eukaryota; Metazoa; Chordata; Actinopteri; Perciformes; Eleginopidae. Bases 388 to 1059 code for a protein of 223 amino acids. The record is from RefSeq and is a predicted model, not a curated record. Gene Ontology annotation, molecular function: N-acetyltransferase activity. The transcript is spliced from 3 exons.
AAGAUGUACAUACAAUACUGAUGUUAGUUUUAACAUGUACAAGGCAUAAUUGAUCUUUUAGUGAACGAGAAUCCCAUACUAGAAUAACGGAUAUUAAUCUUCCCAUCCUGCUGUUUUCCUGUGAAUGCAGCACAUCAUGGCUCGGGAAGUAGGAGACAAAUGAAAUGAUUGAUUUUUAGAAACUUUUCUGUUCUCUUCACUCAAUUCACUGACCCUGAUUUCAACACGGAUUGAAAUAAAACACGUGAAAGCAGCACAUCCUAGUUGGCGAAGCAGGAGACAGAUGCCAUAAGACGUGAUUGCCUUCUAGAAACUUUUCUGUCAUCUAUUGACACAACCCACUCUCCCUGACUUCAACAAGGAUUAAAAUAAAACACGGGCUGAGCCAUGGCCAGCUUUAAGAUCCGGAAGUAUCGGGACGAGGACUCAGAGGCAGUGAAGGACACCUUCACCUUGGGAAUGAGCGAGCACGUGCCUUCCACCUUCAUGCACAUGCUGAAACAGCCACCCACCCAAAUGGUACUCAUGUGCAUUUUCUGCGCCCUCAUCACCAGCUCCAAGUCCUUCCUGUUCCCCAUCCUGGCCCUCACCCUGGCCCUGGCUGGGGCCCGACAGUUGGUAGUCUAUGUGUUCAACAGACACAUCGACACCUCACUCAGUAGUGACCUCAAAAACAUCAGUGAGACCUACCUGAAGCAGAAGGACUCGUGUUUUUGGGUGGCUGAAGUCGAUGGUGUGGUGGUCGGCACGGUGGCUUGUGUCCCUGCUGAGAAUGCGCCUGCGUGCUUAGAGUUGAAACGCAUGUCUGUACGCCGCAGUCACCGCAGGAUGGGCAUUGCUAAGGCUCUGGGUCGGACAGUCGCUGAAUUUACUCGUGAACGAGGUUUUGCAGGCCGUCGUCUGUUCACCUCUGUGGUGGCUACAGACGCUCAGAAACUGUAUGAGGACAUGGGCUACAAGAAGAUACGACAGUUUGUUCUUCCUGAGCUUCCUGCCAAAAUUAUGAACUUCACUCUGAUAGAAUACAGACUGGAUUUACAUGGAGGGGGGAGUGAAUGAGUAGUUAUUCAGCUGAAACCCUAAGACUGUUACGUUUUUGGGGAAAGGGACCAUCCACUUAUCCAGUUUCUGUACUUACAUUUUGCCGUAUGCAUUGCCACUAAAGGGAUAGUCCUGAUUGUAGGAAGUACAGUAUAGCCCUUUUGGUCGGGAACUGAAGACGUUGUAUCACUGCAUGCUUUCUCCAAAGCCACCACACUUUACUAAAAAACAAAACUGUUAAAUUUUGGUUUCUGUAAAUGGAGUCUUGUGGUAACACUGCUUCUGUUCUCUGUCAAAAACAGAUGUCUGACAGCAUGACAAGGCUAUGAAAAAUAUAAAAAACUGACAUUCCUUUAAACUGAUAUUGAUCCUUUAAGUGGCUCUGAUACCUUUUUCUGAAGCCCCCGUUAACAGCAAUAGACCAUAAUAACCAGGCUGGCACUUUCCAAGCUAACCCUUUAGCUCAACAAAAGACGGGUAACAGUUUCCACACAGGGAUCUGUUUACUCCACACACGCUUAGUAAAAGGUUAGACUUGUUACAAACACACCAGGACAGAUUGAUCAUUAAUCCUUUCUUUUUAAUAGCAGAGUGAAUGUUCAUGAUGAUGAUGAUGAUGAUGAUGAUGACGAUGAUGAUGUUUUGUGUUGAUUAAGCUAUUUGAAAGUAAUUUUAUUUUGUAAAUUAUUUCCUUUCUAAUUUAUACUUAGAAUGAACUCAUCAAUAAACAUACUUCUACA